Molecule: messenger RNA, 1424 nt
Organism: Boleophthalmus pectinirostris (great blue-spotted mudskipper)
Lineage: Eukaryota; Metazoa; Chordata; Actinopteri; Gobiiformes; Gobiidae
Gene: amt
Product: aminomethyltransferase
Exons: 9
Coding region: 101-1315 (404 amino acids)
Biological process (GO): glycine catabolic process
Cellular component (GO): mitochondrion
Molecular function (GO): aminomethyltransferase activity; protein binding
Source: RefSeq, a predicted model, not a curated record
GCAGCAGCAGCAGCAGCAGUAGCUCCAGAGCACAAACUGGAAAACCCACCGCGUUUUACGUCCAGCUCCACGUUCAGAGGCACGUUCAGCAGCACGCGACAUGUGGGCCCGGAGUGCACGCGGGGCCCGGAGCCUGGAGCUCGCGCUGCGGGGUUCGCUCCAGAGACCUGCUCGGAGAGAGGCGUCAUCUGCGGCCGAGGUGGCGCCGAAGAAGACCCCGUUGUUUGAGUUCCACCGGGCGAGUGGGGGUAAGAUGGUGGAGUUUGCGGGCUGGAGCAUGCCUGUGCAGUACACGGACAGCCACAUCAGCUCUCACAUGCACACGAGGACGCACUGCUCGCUGUUUGACGUCAGCCACAUGCUACAGACCAAAGUCCACGGAAAAGACCGAGUGAAGUUCAUGGAGUCUCUGGUAGUCGCAGACAUCGCAGAACUCAAAGACAACCAGGGAACUCUGUCUCUCUUCACGAACGAUGAAGGAGGAAUCAUGGACGACCUGAUCGUGACUAAAACAGACCAGUGUUACCUGUACGUGGUUUCUAACGCAGGCUGCGCCGACAAGGACUCUGCCCACAUGAAGGCCAAACUGUCAGAAUUCAAAGCUGCAGGUUUCGAUGUGGAUCUGGAGUUUUUAGAUGACGCACUGAUCGCUGUACAGGGUCCGUCGAUGAGCCGUGUCCUCCAGGAGGGAGUGAAGGACGAUUUAAAGAAGCUCCCGUUCAUGUUCUCGACUCUGACGUCUGCGUUUGGAGUCCCCUGUCGAAUCACACGCUGUGGGUACACCGGGGAGGACGGAGUCGAGAUCUCCGUGCCCAGUUCUCGUGUGGUGGAGCUCACAGAGAAGCUGCUGUCCAACCCAGAGGUGAAGCUGGCCGGACUCGGAGCCAGAGACAGUCUGCGGCUGGAGGCGGGGCUCUGUCUCUAUGGCAACGACAUCGACGAGACCACCACACCUGUCGAGGCCACGCUCGUCUGGACCAUAGGAAAGCGUCGGCGUCAGACCAAAGACUUCCCCGGAGCAGACGUCAUCGUUCCUCAGAUCAAGAACAAAACUCCGAGGAAGAGAGUGGGCCUGGUCUCCACCGGGCCUCCUGUCCGGCAGCACACGCCCAUACUCAGCACGGAUGGAAAAGUUAUCGGUGAGGUGACGAGUGGCUGCCCCUCUCCCUGCCUGAAGAAGAACGUCGCCAUGGGUUACGUGGACUCCGCCUUCGCCAAGAACGGGACCCAGAUCCAGGUGGAGGUCCGGAAGAAGGCGGUCCCGGCCACAGUCAGCAAAAUGCCCUUCGUGCCCACUAACUACUACACCGGCUAAAACAGGAGGUGUACAGCAGCCGGGAGAACAUCUAUCCAGACUCGUUAUUUUGUACUUUAAGAUGUUUAUAAUGAGAGAUUCUAUUUUUAAAUGAUCCAACUGGUCGUCA